GCUCCUACUAUUUCGGCGAUGGGAGUGAAAACUGUGUUUACCGAGGGUUCACACCAUGUGAUCUACACUGCUGAAGAUGGCGCUGGAAACAGAGCAAAAUGCCAGUUUACCGUCAUGGUCACAGUGCACCGAUGUAAAGCCCUUCCACCGCCAUCGUUUGGUCAGUUCAUCCACACCUGCAACAAUUUGGAAGGAAGCAGUUGUAGUAUGGAGUGUCACAUGGGAUAUCGUCUCACCGGCUCUGCUACUAGAACCUGCGUCGUGACCAACAACGGUACAACAAGCUACUGGGACGGAGUGGAGACCAAAUGCGACAUUUACAGAUGCAGCCCUCUGCCCAAGCCUACUCACGGGACCCUAACCCCAACUAGUUGCUCUGGCCAGCCGGUAGCUGGCACACAGUGUAGCUUCCAUUGUGAAUCUGGUUUCGAGAUGCAAAAUGGCAUCAACACGACACUCUGCAACGCAACAGGCCACUGGUCACCCAGUGUCUCCUCUACACCUUCGUGUAAAGAUGUUCAGCCACCAGUCUUCACCAGCUGCCCAAGUGACGUGUAUCGAGAGCCAGCAGCAGGGUUAGGGACUGUACUCGUGAAUUGGGACAAACCAACAGUUAUAGACAACACGGCGGUAAGCAUCGCGGUAUCACCAAACGGUACAGAGCCGCCCACGGUCUUCUCUGUUGGGACACAUAUUAUAACGUACACUGCAACGGACUCGGCUGGACUGACAGCAACAUGCAGUUUCAUGGUCAACAUCAGAGACAACGAAAAACCAAACAUCACUUGCCCGAAUGACGUUGAAGUAAAGACCAGUACCGUGCCCGUUGAAGUCACGUGGGCUCUGCCAGUCGCUGUGGAUAAUUCUGAGGAACGGCCAACAGUCACUUCCCUAAGCCACUUUGACCCUGGUGACGACUUCCGGUACGGACCAGAGCUUAUAGCGUACGAAGCAACUGACGGGUCCGGAAACCGUGCGACAUGUACCUUCAAGGUCUUGGUAAAAGCAACUGACUGUCCAUCAUUAAAUGUACCAGCCAAUGGCGCUCUUGUGUGCGGCAUUUGGUUCUUUGGCACAUAUUGUAAUCCGAACUGCGAGGGAAGCGAUGACUUUCCAGCGGGUUACACGCCGUCUACCUACGUCUGCGAUACAUCAGGGACCUGGCUCACCAGCCUUGAUAGAGAUGCCCCACCCGCGAGGGUGCCAAUACCAGACUGUAGUGAAACAUCACCACCCACCGCAGAUAGGCAAGGCUACAUCAACUUCUACUACAGCGGGAACUGCAGUGACCCUGCUGUACAGCAGCAAAUCAAGAUCAGCUUUAUCGAUGAGGUCACCAAACGAUUCUAUGUAGUUUGUAGACAUGCGCUGAUAAGGGACAGAGACAGCGGAGGAUGCACCAUUAAGCAAGUUUUCGUCACGUGA
Molecule: messenger RNA, 1425 nt
Organism: Branchiostoma floridae (Florida lancelet)
Lineage: Eukaryota; Metazoa; Chordata; Leptocardii; Amphioxiformes; Branchiostomatidae
Product: sushi repeat-containing protein SRPX2-like
Exons: 9
Coding region: 19-1425 (468 amino acids)
Source: RefSeq, a predicted model, not a curated record